AUGUCUCAAUACGAGUUGAAAGUGGCUACUCGUGCCAAUCACGCGGCGCUUCUGCCCGUCGUGCUCAUCGUCACCUCCGUCAAUGAGGCCCGCCCUAGCCCGGUGAUCAACAUCACCUAUGAGGACACUGCUCUUCUGCAGGAUGGCGACAAGGCCAUUGUCCAGCUUACCAGUGGCUCCAACUCCGUCUUUGGUACUGCCAACAUUAUUCAGGAGCUUACUGUGCACUUCCCUUACCUGACUGGCAAGGACGCCAAGGUGGAAGCCGAAUGGAUCUCUCAGUUGGAUUCCCUGACCACUCUUGACUUCAAGGCCCUCGACCCCGUCCUCCAGCGCCUUGACACCCAUCUCCUCAUGCGCUCCUUCGUCGUCGGAUACUCGCUUUCUACUCCCGACAUUGCUCUUUGGGGUGCUCUCCGCGGCAACCGUGUUGCUGUUGCGGCUCUGAAGAAGGGAUCCCUUGUGAACCUGACCCGUUGGUACCGGUUCUUGGAGGAGCUUUGCCCCUGGACCGCCGGCGUUGUUGAGUCUAUGAACGCGGUCGCUAAGGAGAAGAAGGUUGCCAAGUCCAAGGAGGGUGCUAGCUACGACAUUGCGCUCAAGAACACUGAGAACGGCGUCGUCACUCGUUUCCCCCUGAGCCUUCGUAAGUUGUGCCGUCUGCUUUACUCUUCGCUCAAGGCUAACAUUGUUCGGUUCAGUGGAUACUUGCACAUUGGUCACGCCAAGGCUGCUCUUCUCAACGACUACUUUGCUCACGAGAAGUACAACGGUACUAUGCUUCUGAGAUUCGACGACACCAACCCUUCGAACGAGAAGCAGGAGUUCCAGGAUGCCAUCGUCGAGGAUCUUGCCCUCAUGGGUAUCAAGCCCAACAAGAUGACCUACACCAGUGACUACUUCGACGAGUUGUACGAUUACUGUGUCAAGAUCAUCAAGCAGGGUGAUGCCUACGCCGAUGAUACCGAUAAGGAGACUAUGGCCGCCCAGCGUUGGGACGGUCUGCCCAGCAAACGUCGCGACCUCUCCCCAGAGGAGAGCUUGGCUAAACUCGAGGAGAUGAAGAACGGCACCACCGAGGGUCUCCGCUGGUGCAUCCGUGCCAAAAUCUCCUUCGACUGCCCUAACAAGGCUAUGCGUGACCCCGUCAUCUACCGCUGCAACCCGGCACCCCACCACCGCACCGGCACUAAGUGGAAGAUCUACCCAACCUACGACUUUGCCUGCCCUAUUGUUGACUCGCUAGAGGGUGUCACCCACGCUCUGCGUACUAUCGAGUACCGCGACCGUAACCCCCAGUACCAGUGGAUGUUGGAUACCAUGAAGAUGCGCAACGUCCAGGUGUGGGAUUUCGCCCGCAUGAACUUCGUCCGCACUCUUCUCUCUAAGCGUAAGCUGACCAAGCUGGUUGAAACCGGUCUCGUCUGGGGCUGGGACGAUCCCCGCUUCCCCACCAUCCGUGGUAUCCGUCGCCGUGGUAUGACCAUCCCCGCUCUGCGCGAGUUCAUCCUCAAGCAGGGUCCCUCCAAGGCCGUCACCAACUUCGACUGGGGUCUCAUUUGGGCCACUAACAAGAAGUACAUCGACCCUAUUGCCCCGCGCCACACCACCAUCUUCAACAAGAACGUCGUCAAGACCACCGUCACCGGCGGGCCCACUACCCCUUACAGCGAGGAGAAGCCCCGCCACGUCAAGAACGCCGCCGUCGGCAUGAAGAAGGUUGUCUACAGCAGCUCGAUCAUCCUCGAGCAGGAGGAUGUCAAGCUCUUCAAGCCGGACGAGGAGAUCACCCUGAUGAACUGGGGUAACGCCAUCGUCCGCAAGAUCAGCACCAACGCCGAGACCGGCAUCAUCACCAACCUCGAGCUCGAGCUGCACAUGGCCGGCGACGUCAAGAAGACCGAGAAGAAGGUCACCUGGCUCGCAACCGAGGGUCAGGACCUUGUCCCCGUUGAGCUAGUUGACUUUGACCACCUCCUGACCAAGGAUUCCCUUGGUGAGGACGAUGUCUUGGAGGACUACCUCAACAAGCACACCGAGUUCCGUGAGGAGGGUCUGGCUGACUGCAAUGUCGCGGACCUCAAGGAGAGCGAUAUCAUCCAGUUCGAUCGCAAGGGCUACUACCGUCUUGAUCGCCCUUACUCUCCCGGCUCGCCUGCUGUCUUCUUCAACAUUCCUUCCGGAAAGAGCAAAUAG
Molecule: messenger RNA, 2196 nt
Organism: Penicillium bovifimosum
Lineage: Eukaryota; Fungi; Ascomycota; Eurotiomycetes; Eurotiales; Aspergillaceae
Product: glutamate--tRNA ligase GUS1
Exons: 3
Coding region: 1-2196 (731 amino acids)
Biological process (GO): translation; glutamyl-tRNA aminoacylation
Cellular component (GO): cytoplasm; cytosol; methionyl glutamyl tRNA synthetase complex
Molecular function (GO): ATP binding; glutamate-tRNA ligase activity
Source: RefSeq, a predicted model, not a curated record